Lepisosteus oculatus (spotted gar) is the source of this 4353-nucleotide messenger RNA. The record is from RefSeq and is a predicted model, not a curated record. Lineage: Eukaryota; Metazoa; Chordata; Actinopteri; Semionotiformes; Lepisosteidae.
GCUCGGCCCAGCUGUACAGCCGCACUGGAGUGGUCUUCGCAGUGAGGUCACUGGAGUAAACAGGGAAGAUGGCUACUUCGGCUGCUGGAGAUGGGCACUCGGGAUUAAACGGAAAGGUGUCCGAGGCAAGCGGGAAAAAACUAACCGACCUACCGGCUGAAUUGCUGGAAUACAUUUUGUGUUUCCCCGUCUUGAACAAUCGUGAUAUUGCCAAUGUCUCUUGCGCUUGCAAGCGAUUGCACGAUGUCUGUCAUGGAAGAGGAAAGGUUUGGGAGCAUCAAUAUAAACUCAGAUGGCCCGGAUUGCUGAAGCAUUAUCCUCAGACAGAAUCCCAUGACUGGUUGAAAGAGUACAGAAAGCGGUAUGUUGUUGGCCUACAGAUCAGAAGAACAGUGGAGUCGUUUUCCAAGAGAUUUUUUGCAGAAGUACCUUGCAUUGGUCAGGUUCUGGGGGACAGCUUCACCGAGAUCGAGUCUUUGGGGGCCCCUGAACAUUUCUGCGAAGAUGAGCUCAUCUCAAUAUUAAACUCAGACAGAAGGAAGAACUUGACAUUGAAGUACUAUGCAAAGAAAAUCCUGUAUUUUCUCCGACAGCAAAACAUCCUGAAAAGUUUGAAGAGCUUCCUUGCCAGACCCCCAGAGCAACAGUCCACUAUAGAGGGUGCAGUACUGGUAGACCAGUACUGUAACCCUCUUGCAGACGUGUCCCUGCAGUCCAUCUCAACUCAGCUGGACGAGAUUGUGGACAAGAUCAAGAAAACACUUCAGAUUAAAAAUCCUUCGCACCCCAGCUUGAGAGCAACUGAAGAUGAUGGGUCCCUGAUUGACGAUUUUGAGCAACAGAGACAAGUGGUGUGUGCUCUAAACUCUGUCCUCUACGAUCAACUUCAAUAUAAAGGCAAUGAGUGUGACUAUUACAACCCUCUCAACUCAUACCUUCACCAGGUGCUAAUUCGUAGGACUGGCAUUCCCAUCAGCCUCUCUGUUUUGUACUUAACACUAGCAAGGAAGUUAGGAGUAAAAUUAGAACCCGUGAACUUCCCCAAUCACUUCCUUCUCCGAUGGUGCCAACAACAUCAAGGGAAGCCUGAUAUCUAUGAUUAUGUUUACAUUGACACUUUUGGGAAAGGAAAGCAACUGACAGCAAAGGAAUGUGAAUACCUCAUUGGUCACCAGGUGACGUCAGACUAUUACUGCGCAGUCAGCACCACAGAAGUGCUGCUAAGAAUGGUGGGAAAUCUUCUGAACAUUGGCAAGCGAGGAGAAGGCAAUGAGAAAUCCUACCAGCUUUUGAGAGACUCCCUUGAUCUCUACCUCACCAUUAACCCUGAUAAUGUGCAGUACUUGCUCCUGCAGGCCAGGCUGUACUUCCACUUGGGCAUCUGGCCUGAGAAGGUCCUGGAUAUUCUGCAGCACAUCCAGGCCCUGGACCCCUCACAGCACGGCGCAGUGGGGUACCUGGUGCAGCACACGCUGGAGCACAUUCAGCAUAAGAGGCACCCCGCCGAGCCCGAGAUCAAGAAGCGCACUGACCCUGUGCACCAUGAAGUGGAGUUCUCCGUGGGGCUCAUCAUGAAACACAAACGAUCAGGGUACAGCUGUGUGAUUUAUGGCUGGGAUCCCAAGUGCAUGAUGAGCAUGGAAUGGAUUACCACGAUGAGGGUCCAUCAGCUGGCAAAAGGACCCAACCAACCUUUCUACAAUGUCCUGGUCCAGGAUGGCACGUGUCGAUAUGCAGCGCAGGAAAACCUGGAAUUCCACCCCUCUCCACUGGAAAUUGGACAUCCGGAAAUUGGACGAUACUUUGCCGAAUUCUCAGACACCCAUUACACCGCUAACGAGGAGCUCCAGACACGUUAUCCAGAAGACACAGCUGAGACUCUUCGAACUGUACCAGAGCAGUAUAACAAACUGAACACUAACUCAGGGCAUGAGGAAGGAACAGAUCCACAGCUAUGCAGUUCGCUGAAAGUUUAUCCAGAAAUAAGGAGAGAAAGGAGUUUGGAAACUUUGGACAUUACAUCAGUGAUGGGAGCUUUUCACUCUGGACCCCACGAGCAACAAUUCCGACAACUCGCGGAUAAAACAGGCUUUUCACUGGAGCAAAUUGAGACUCUGCACAAGCGUUUUAAACAACUGAGCCAAGAUGAAGACACUCUCCAGAGGGAGAACUUUGACAAUGUACCUAAUCUGGAUUGCAAUCCAAUUAAAACUCAAAUCAUUGAAGCCUUUUUUGACAAAAGGAACUUCGAGAAGGGUGGCGCAGGGACAGUUCAGGAGAUCACAUUUGAGCAGUUUCUUACUGUAAUGGGACACUUCCGACCCCCGGAGCUGCGCAUGAACGAUGAACAGCGGGACAAAGUGAGGAAAGAAAAACUUCGCUUCCUCUUCAACAUGUAUGACACCGAUAACGAUGGCACAAUCACCUUGGAGGAGUACAAACAUGUUGUGGAAGAGCUCUUGUCUCGAAGCGGCACUUUAGAGAAAAAAACAGCCUCGGCCAUAGCAGAUGCUGCAAUGCUGGAAGUUGCGAGCAUCACCGUGGGACACAUGGAACCUGAUGAAUUCUAUGAGGGCAUCACCUUUGAUCACUUUAUUAAGAUCUUGAAUGGCCUGGAAAUAGAAACAAGGAUGAACAUUCAUUUUUUAUAUGUGGAUACCACAACCCUCUGCAAGUGAUGACUGUCGGUGAAAAAAAGAAAGGCAGUUCUUGGUGCAAUCAGCAGAUGCUAGGACAUCCUUUCCCUGGCUUGUGCUUUUUAAUCACAUGAAUGGAAGUUGGUAUUGUAAAAAACAUUUUUUGCAACUCAGAAAAAAAAAACGAAUCGCAUAAAUUUAUAUUCUAAAUGGUACUAAAAAAAUCCUAUUAAAGUCUUUGCUGUGAGUAGAAGGCUUUGCUGGAAUAAAUUCUAAAUCUCAGGGAAUCCUAAACUACUUGAAAGCCCAAUUGAAGGUUAGCAGUCCACAUGAUGGCCUGGCCCUGCCUUCCUGAACCAAUUCAGAUUCUGUGCUACUCCCGUUCUAACUCUAAUUUGGAUUUGGCUUCAAAGGAAGUACUGUUUGGUUUGGAGGAGGUCCCGUACUCGCUUUAAGGCUGACAUUGAGUUUCACUCUUGACGAAACAUGAAGUUUUAAGAACAGUUUGAUACAUAUGAAAUAGAAGCUGGGCAGGAAACAGUUCAGAACUGUCUACGUAGUGCUCUUUUCCCACAAUCUCUUAUUUACAUUCUAGGUGACACCACUCUAAUGCAACUACACCACUUGUACCACAGUCUUCCAAGCACAAUUUGCUUCCUGGUUACUAUCAAAGCAGCCAGUGGAAGUACCUGCUGGACUACUGCAAAUUAUUGUUUACUGAGCCCUAUCCUAAUAAGCAUCCUCUUAGUAGAAUAAGGUAUACAGAUUAUUCCUUAACUCACAUUACACACACACAUUAUUUCCGAGGUAGCUUUUAGCAGAACAGAACAUCAAAAUCCUGGUCAGCAAGAAUGUCUUAAUGCAUCUAAAGACUGGCUCACUCUUGUUCUGCUGUUUCAUAAAUUAUAUUUUGUCACCUCAAUGGUAGUAACCAGGUAAGUUAGAUGUUAGUAAGGGUCAAGCACCACAUCUUGGAUUUUGGCAAGCAGGACAAGUCUUAUUAAUGUAUAGUAAUUGAAUAUCAAAAAGUCAGGAAACCUGACAGGAAUACCAAUAGACAGAAAAUGUCUAUGCCUUCUACAGGAGUUAUGUACUUACCAUCAUAGCAACCUGUACAGAACACUAAUGGAUAUGAUAAUUUCAAAAAACAUCUGACUUUAUAGAGCUGAAUAGGUGCUUCUUCGUUGGCACAAAAUUGUAUUCUGUAGAGAUUUGUAUUUUGUUGGAUGAAAACAAUGUUAAGGCCAACAUGAAGAAGCACACAGCACAGAUACAGGUCUUUAGCUUCACUCUCAUAUCAGUAAGUAAAGGGCACUUUGUUUUAGAGUCAGUUAUUAUAGCACGUUAAGGACAACAAGGUUAUACCUUCACAGUAUCAUCUGUUGUAGACCAGGCGAUCAGCUUGUCUGAGGCUGCUGAGACCUCUAGUGUCAUUAGACUAUUGUCAAUGAGUCAGGGGAAGUUUGCUUUUGCCUCAAUCAGCUCAACUGCACUUUUAUAUUUUGUAUUUUAUAUUUCCAAAAAUCAUGUAUUUUGAUUUGAAUGACUUUUCAAUAAGAAUAUUUUCUAAGUACUGGUUAAUGAAUUCUGUGCGUCACUAUAGCUCUUACAAAAAGACUUUUGACUUGAGAAACACCUCACUAAAUCACGUAAUUGGAAAACUAAAUUCAAACUCCACUCUUGUAAUAUUAAACUUCAUGUUGUCUACCUACCUGAA